Peromyscus leucopus (white-footed mouse) is the source of this 2221-nucleotide messenger RNA. RefSeq names its product cytochrome P450 4F1-like. The transcript has 13 exons. The record is from RefSeq and is a predicted model, not a curated record. Gene Ontology annotation, molecular function: heme binding; iron ion binding; monooxygenase activity. Bases 42 to 1616 code for a protein of 524 amino acids. Lineage: Eukaryota; Metazoa; Chordata; Mammalia; Rodentia; Cricetidae.
GAGAGAGGAGCUGUGAGAGAGACACGGCUCCCGAGAGAAGGAUGCGACAUCUGGACCUAUCCUGGCUGGGACUGGGGCCCACGUCAGCCUCACCAUGGCUUCUCUUUGUCUUGGUUGGGACUUCCUGGCUCUUGGCCCACUGCCUCAUCCAGAUCUUCACUUUGUAUGGAAAGUGUCAUCGUCUCCGUGGUUUCUCUCAGCCACCCAAGAGGAAUUGGUUUUGGGGUCACUUGGGCAUGUCCUCUCCCACGGAACAAGGCAUGAAGGAGAUGACUGAGCUGGUGGCCACCUACCCCCAGGGCUUCAUGACCUGGUUAGGUCCAGUGGUUCCCCUCAUCCAUCUGUGCCACCCUGACAUUAUCCGGUCUGUCCUCAGCGCCUCAGCUGCUGUUGCCCCAAAGGAUGCCAUCUUCUACAGCUUCCUGAAACCCUGGCUGGGGGACGGGCUUUUGGUGAGUGCUGGUGACAAGUGGAGCCGCCACCGUCGCAUGCUGACACCUGCCUUCCAUUUCAACAUCCUGAAGCCGUAUGUGAAGAUUUUCAAUGACAGCACCAACAUCAUGCAUGCCAAGUGGCUCCGCCUGGCCUCAGGGGGUAGCACUCGUCUGGACAUGUUUGAGAACAUCAGCCUCAUGACCUUGGACACUUUGCAGAAAUGUGUCUUCAGCUUCGAUAGCAACUGCCAGGAGAAGCCCAGCAAGUAUAUAGCAGCCAUCUUGGAGCUCAGUGCCCUAGUUGUGAAAAGAAAUGAGCAGCUGCUUCUGCACAUGGACCUACUCUACCGCCUCACACCUGAUGGGAUGCGCUUCUAUAAGGCCUGCCGCCUGGUGCAUGAUUUCACUGAUGCCGUCAUCCAGGAGCGACGUCGCACUCUGCCCAGUCAUGGUGGUGAUGAUGUCAUCAAGGCCAAGGCCAAGUCCAAGACUUUGGAUUUCAUUGAUGUGCUGCUGCUAAGCAAGGAUGAAGAUGGAAAGGAGCUGUCAGAUGAGGACAUCCGAGCGGAGGCUGACACCUUCAUGUUUAGGGGCCAUGACACCACGGCCAGUGGGCUCUCCUGGGUCCUGUACAACCUAGCAAAACACCCUGAAUAUCAGGAGCGCUGCCGGCAGGAGGUGCGGGAGCUGCUGAGGGACCGAGAGCCUGAAGAGAUUGAAUGGGACGACCUGGCCCAGCUGCCCUUCCUGACCAUGUGCAUCAAGGAGAGUCUGCGGCUGCAUCCUCCAGUCACAAUGGUUUCCCGCUGCUGCACCCAGGACAUUUCCCUCCCAGAUGGCAGGGUCAUCCCUAAAGGCGUCAUCUGCAUCAUCAAUAUCUUUGGAACCCAUCACAACCCAACCGUGUGGCGGGACCCUGAGGUCUAUGACCCCUUCCGCUUUGAUCCAGAGAACAUCCAGGACAGGCCACCUCUGGCAUUUGUUCCCUUCUCGGCGGGACCCAGGAACUGCAUAGGACAGACUUUCGCCAUGAACGAGAUGAAGGUGGCGCUGGCGCUCACCCUGCUGCGCUUCCGCGUCCUGCCCGACGACAAGGAGCCGCGCCGGAAGCCGGAGCUGAUCCUGCGCGCAGAGGGCGGGCUGUGGCUGCGGGUGGAGCCGCUGAGCACGGGUGCACAGUGACCCCAUCCACUUUGCCCCGGACUUCCUAGUAGGUAGAUAGGCGUGAGUCUGCCUUUGUAGAUUGCAAAGGACAAACUGUGCUGUCACCCUGCAAGCAGGGGCUGUAAGUAAUCCACCCAGUGGCCACGGUGGUUGAUCUGAGCCAAAGAUCCCUGACUUCCUCCGGAUGAUCACAGGCUCCUAUGGUGAGGGUUCAUUCUCUGGCCAAGCUGCGCUACUCUGGGCAAUAGGGAGCCAAGGGGAGGUGACUGAACAGGUGAGGGAACAGGAUGAAGGGCCAAACAGACUCAGAUUCUCAGAAGGCAAACCUUUAAAUAACACCACCUUGAUCCCUAUUCUAAUCUCAUAUGCCCAUCUUCCUCGGAAUUCUGAUUCUGUGGGUUCUAAGUUUCUAUGCAUAUUAAAUCUAGAAAGCUAUCAUUUUGCUUUGUUUUUGAGGUGAUGCUGCACUGUGUUGCCCUGGGUCGUUUUCAAACUGCUGGUCUUAAAGGAAACUCGGCCUAAGCCUUCCAGCCACCUGAAACUGCAGUCUUUGGGACACCCUGAUGUAGAUGUAACCAACCGUCUUAUUAAAUAAGAAACACAGAAACAAUGUAAAAGAGAAA